AUGCAGUCGUGGAGAAGAAAAUCCCUUUGGCUGGCACUGUCAGUCUCCUGCCUCCUCCUCAUCCUCCUGGGGAUCCCCCUACUUCUCCGCCUGGCAGUGCCCCUCAGACCUCUACCAGGGCCCCCUCAAGUCUGGCCCCGCUGGCUGGAUGCAGAACUCCUGCAGAGUUUCUCCCAGCCCAGGGAGCUCCCCGAAGAUGCCCUCCCACCUUUUCCAGCCCCCUACAGCAGCAGCUGCAACUGGGGAGCCUGCUUUGACACUUCCCAGUGCAGGAGUGGUGGUCUCAAGGUAUUCGUGUACCCAGCAGCUGGACCAAUCUCUGAGACUCAUCGCCAGAUCCUGGCUUCCAUCGAGGGCUCCCGCUACCACACACUCAGCCCUGGUGAAGCCUGCCUCCUCCUCUUCCUCAGCCUGGACAGCCCAGCUGGGAAGCCCAGCCUGGUGCCUCCACAAUGGAAUGGGGGCAAGAACCAUCUGGUCCUCAGUCUCCACCCAGCCCCUUGCCCCAAGACCUUUCAGCUGGGACAGGCCAUGGUGGCUGAGGCCAGCCCCAUGGUGGACACCUUCCGGCCCGGCUUCGACGUAGCCCUCCCACCUCUCCCUGAAGCCCACCCAUCUCGAGGUGGGGCUCUUGGCCAGCUGCAGCAGCACAGUCCCCACCCUGGGGAGAGCCUGCUAGCCCUGGCAGAGGAGAGAGGUGGGUGGCGCGUGGCAGGCACUAACUCUCCUGCCUGCCCUUGGGAUGGGCGCUGUGAGCAGGACCUUGGAUCUGAGCAGACUCACCCCAGGGCAACGCUGCCCAACGCCACCUUCUGCCUCAUCCCAGGCCGCCGCUCUGAUGCCUUACGUUUCCUCCAAGCCUUGCAGGCUGGCUGCAUCCCUGUACUUCUCAGCCCCCACUGGGAGCUGCCAUUCUCCGAGGUCAUCGAUUGGACCAAGGCAGCCAUUAUAGCUGACGAGAGGCUCCCACUACAGGUCCUGGCUGCCCUCCAGGAGAUGCCCCCGGCACGGGUCCUUGCCCUGCGUCAGCAGACCCAGUUUCUAUGGGAUGCCUACUUCUCCUCAGUGGAGAAGAUGGUCCAUACCACUCUGGAGAUUAUUCAGGACCGGAUCUUUGGAGCCUCUGCCCACUCCUCAGUGAUGUGGAACAGCCCCCCAGGAGCACUCCUGGCCCUGCCUACUUUUUCCACACGCCCCCAGGACUUCCCCUUCUACCACCAGCAGCAGGGCUCCCGUCCUGUGGGCAGGUUCAGCGCCCUGAUCUGGGUGGGGGCCCCAGGCCAGCCCCCCCUGAAGCUCAUCCAGGCGGUGGCAGGCUCCCAGCACUGUGCCCAGAUCUUGGUUCUCUGGAGCAGCGAGAGGCCACCCCCACCCAGGGGAAAGUGGCCCGAGACAGCCAUCCCCUUGACAGUCAUUGAGGGGCACAGGAAGGUGAGUGAUCGCUUCUUCCCACACAGCGUUAUCAGCACCGAUGCCAUCCUCAGCCUCGAUGCCCAGAGCAGUCUUUCUACAAAUGAGGUGGACUUUGCCUUUGUGGUGUGGCAGAGCUUCCCUGAGCGGAUGGUGGGCUUUCUGACAUGGAGUCACUUCUGGGAUGAGGCCCAGGGUGGCUGGGGCUUCACUGUUGAAAAGGCCAAUGAAUUCUCCAUGGUUCUCACCACAGCCGCCUUCUACCACAGGUAUUACCACACUCUGUUCACUUACGUCCUGCCCCAAGCCCUAAGGACUCUGGCAGAUGAGGCACCUUCCUGUGUGGACGUACUGAUGAACUUCCUGGUAGCAGUAGUAACCAAGCUGCCCCCUAUCAAGGUGCCCUAUGGGCAGCAGCAUCAGGCCAGACCUCCACUGGUAUCAGGGGGCCCAGGGCAGGAGCAGCCCCCCGACCGGGACUGCAUCAAUUUGAUGGUGGCAGGGUUCGGCCACAUGCCCCUGGUGUCCUCUCGCCUCCGCCUGGACCCGGUGCUCUUCAAGGACCCAGUAUCGGCGCUGCGCAAGAAGUACCGCAGCCUGGAAAAGGCCUAG
Orycteropus afer afer is the source of this 2022-nucleotide messenger RNA. It is a transcript of the gene EXTL1, whose product is annotated as exostosin like glycosyltransferase 1. The record is from RefSeq and is a predicted model, not a curated record. Bases 1 to 2022 code for a protein of 673 amino acids. The transcript is spliced from 11 exons. Gene Ontology annotation, cellular component: membrane. Lineage: Eukaryota; Metazoa; Chordata; Mammalia; Tubulidentata; Orycteropodidae. Gene Ontology annotation, molecular function: glycosyltransferase activity.